Messenger RNA from Monopterus albus (swamp eel), 1460 nucleotides. Its product is annotated as opioid-binding protein/cell adhesion molecule-like. Lineage: Eukaryota; Metazoa; Chordata; Actinopteri; Synbranchiformes; Synbranchidae. The record is from RefSeq and is a predicted model, not a curated record. The coding region runs from base 451 to 864 and encodes 137 amino acids. The transcript has 3 exons.
AUAACCUAGAGCACCGAAAGAGAAACAAGUCACUGACAACCGAUGCAAAUCGCAAACUUGGUAUCACCCUCUCCUUUCCAAAAUGACUCUGGUGUCUUUCAGUUCGCCAGCAUUUAGACACAAAUAGGUUUUGAUAAAUAGACUAGUGGGAGGAAUUUCGCCAGGUGUAUUUUUAUUUUUAAAAACAACUUGGUAAUCACCUUCCGCCGGACCAACAGUGAGAAGAAAUGAUUCUGUUUGCCCUUGCUUUGUUUUGAACAACACACAGUAGAUGUUUUACAGUGUACCGGAUAGGCUCUCUCCUCCCCUGUGCACACCGCGGCUGUACCUGACGAGGAGUCUGGAUUAAGACUGUCGGACUGGGGGUAAAUAAUCUCCACGGGACCGUCACAGGGCGAAAACCGACACAUUGUCUCGCUGUGGGAUUAGUUUUUUACGCCUUUGAAGACGAUGUCUGUCCGAGGAUACUUUGUCGCUUUGAACAAAUGCAUAGUUCUUCUCUGUCUGAGGAUGUUGCUUCUUGUGCCUGCAGGGUUGCCAGUCCGCAGCCAAGGGGAUUCUCAAUCCGACAACAAAGUAAUGGACAAUAUCACCGUCCGACAAGGAGAGACGGUCUUUCUCAGAUGUGCACAGGGGGACGUUGUCACACACACAGCAUGGCUAAACCGGUCAAGUAUACUUUAUGCUGGAGAAGACAAAUGGUCGGUGGAUCCUAGAGUGAGUCUGGUGACCCUUAAUCAAGAGGAGUUUACCAUCAAGAUUGAAAACGUGGACAUGACAGAUGAGGGGCAGUAUGUGUGUGCGGUCCAGACGAGCAGUCGACCAAGAACCACCUCAGUGCACAUCCUUGUCCAAGGUGUUUAAUGUAACACAUCCCCAUUUCCUAACAAGCAUGUCAAUUCUCUAUUCUCUAUUCACAUUUACCAGCAUCACAUCGGAGUACUGAUCUGUUUCAGCCAUACAGUUUAACAGUCUAGUUUUAAACUGGGUUGGUUUGCACUAUAUGAUUAAUGAUGUUAUUCCUGACCAGCACAUGAGGGCAUGAGUGAACAGACCAGAGUAAAAACAGACAUGUGCUCCAUUUAUCGAAUCUCAUUUCCUCAGUCAUUGCUCCACUGGAGCAAUUAUGGGCUAAAUGCCUUGCUCAAGGAGAGGUAGGGGAGUGUGUUCCUCAUUCGCUACGUGAGGUGAGGUUAAUGGGGAAUACCAGGUGUUAAGAUGCUUUGGCUAAAAUUAUGUGUGGAGUUGUGAUAGUGUCCUCAUGGAGAUGCAGGCACAGUAAUGAGAUGGUUUAAUGCUACCAAUGUAUUAUGCAAAUGAUCUGUACAGCAUGCAGUGCUGCUCAUAACACGUCAUCCCCAAGUUCAUUAACAGGAAAAGAAAAAGCUAUUAUUGGCCAAGUUUGGAUUUCUUAUAUUUUCAGUUUUGUUCUGCAACAAGAUGCCAAACAACAAUAAUGC